CUCCGGGUUUUUUCUCCCCUCCUUCCCUGGAUACGCCAAAAUACAGAGCGGGCGGGAGAAACUGGAAGGCGCUGCCUAAAGGGAGCUCCGGCGCGGCGGACCUCGCCUUCCGUUGUCCCCCCGACCGGGCUGGCGCCAUCCAUUUGGUGGAGCUGCGCUUCUGCAAUUUUGAGGGGUCAUGGACCGGUACGAAGAUGUGUCAGAUUGUGAAGUGGAUCACUCCUUCUUUGACAGUGAUUUUGAGGGAGAGGCUAAGAAAGAUGGAACCACAAGAAAAUCAGCCAAGACAGAAAAUACUGAUCACAAUCAAAUAGAUGGUACAAAUGUAAGUAAGCCUGGCUUAAAGACGGAUCCGAAAGUGGCUGAGGGUGUUUACACUAAUGAAGAAAUGAAUGAAAAAGAACCACAGGUGGAGCAUGCCUCCCACAACGGUACUAAUGAGAACGCUUUGCCAUUAUUUCCCCUAAAUUUAGAAAAUGCAAGUACGUCUGGCAGAACCUCAGCACAAGGUAAAAUAACGCAUAAAACAGGUUUUCCGACUCAAGUUCCCAAAAUAGUUAAGGAACAUGAAGAAAAUUACUAUACAGAUGAAGAAGACAGCAGCGAUGACAGCAGAAACCAGAAAGUUAGACUUAAGUUGUCUAAGCAGUCUAGUAGCUCCAAGAUGGUCAAGAAAACCGCAGUCAGUACUUCCUCUUCUUCCUCUUCCCCUUCAUGUACAUCCGAUACGGAUUGUUCUGAUGCUGAUUCUGAUGGUUGCUUGUCAGAUUCCUCCUGCUCGCCUUCAAAAAAGAAGGAUGUAUGUAGCUUUGCACUUCUUUCUCCAAGACAAAAAUCUAAACCUGGAAUAAAGUCAGUAGAAGUAAAACCCAAGUUGUGUGACUGUGCAGAAGAGUCUGAAGAUACAGUGACGGAUGUAACCCCUCUGUCGACGCCAGACAUCAGUCCUGCAAGUUCUUUUGAACUUGCCGCCUCCAAUGAUAAGAAACUAAAGAUAAAAAGACAAGAAAAUGUGAGCCAGGAUGUAUAUGAACCUGAGAAGGAACGCAGAUGUCAUCAAAAGGUCUUGCACGAGGCUGUGGACCUGAAUCAUCUCUUGAAAGCCUUUCUGCAGUUGGAAAAAAAGGAACAACAGAACCUGGUGUUGGAUCCGCCUUCUAUAGGAUCAAGGAAAAACUACUCGUUCACAAAUGACGAAGUACGGCAAAUUGAUCAGGAAAACCAAAGACUCUUAAAAGAACUAGCAAAACACUCUGGAAAGCCCAGAAGCAAAAGUGCCUCUCUGAAGAAACCUUCAGGCCCAGCACCCAAGAUGUACCACAGUGCCAUCAACAGGCAAAAGGAACAACAGAGGAUUGACAGAGAGAAUCUGGCUUUUUUGAAGAGACUGGAAGCAGUGAAGCCAACGGUUGGCAUGAAGCGCUCCGAGCAGCUGAUGGACUACCAGCGCCAGAUGAGCUACCUAAAUGCAGCUCCUCCAGCCCCAAGGCGAGGAAAAUCUGCUCUAAGCCACCACAGUCCUUCUAGAGGUGCCUCACGAUCAUCCAGUCACAGUGCAUCCAGUACGGCAAGCCGGAGGAGCGAAAGACCCGUGUUUGACUCUUCCAGGGGGGGCCUCCAGCGACUGAAUUCGGCUAAGGUUCAAGCUGCCUGGCUAUAAGUUCCUGGCAUUCUAUCACCAGAUUUCUAAUUCCAGUGUUUCUGCAGAUUGCUGUAAUUCUGUGCAAGAGUAUUGUGAUAGUCGUUGUUUGGUGAUUAAAGAACACUGUAAAAUGAUAAUAAAUGCAAAUGGAUACUAAAUUGAGUUUUGAGCAGGUAAAGUCUCUAUUGGUCUAAUAUCUUCCCAAUCUGUAUUUCCUAUAAGAGAAUACAUUUAUUUGUACAGGAGAAACGACAAAUGAAUCCUGUAAAUAUUUUUCAUCAAAUAUCCAAUGAUGUUUUGGUUUUGAAAAGUGGAGGAACUGAAUAGCUAUACUUUCGGACCAUAGGUUUGUAAAAAGCCAUCUUUUCAUUUUAAAAUUACAAUUAAAAUUUUGUUUUAUCUUGAUUUCUUAUCGUAUAGCUGGUAUUUUUAAUUUAGUAUAUGAUUCUGUUCCUGCAAAAUGUUGCAGUGUAAAUUACAUUGCUGAUAUCAAAUAUGGUACUUUGCAGGGUUUUAUGGAAACAGGAGAAAGGACAUGUGCUAUUUAAUUCAUCUGUUAUUUGGGUAAACCUUAAAAUGGUGGUUCGUAGCUGGAAGAUGCAGAGUGUGAACCAAGACCUUUCAGCACACCUUUUGCUUGCUCUUCUUCAGAUCUUUAUUCUGAGAAGUAAUUUUGUUUUGUGAUCAGUUCUCCUUGUUUAAUAUUUCAUUAUUGCACUGUCGCUACUGCGCUGGAUUUUGUCCGUGAUUUCCUGUAAUAACGUCACAAUCCAGUUUUCGGUAGGGAAGCUUUCCCUUUUGUGGGUUAAAUUCUGCCUUUAACAAUAAUUCGAGUGUCUGAUUAGUAAACUUUUAAACAAUAAUGUGGGAAAGAGUGGCCUUCCUUGUUGACUUGUAUCGUGACCAAUGGACAGCUCUGCCAAUAUAUAAUGUGUUUGCACAGUAAUGCUGAUUGAAAUGUCUUUUAAAAUUGCCUCUUGAAUGAAAUACAAGUAAGCAGCAAUUUUGUGGGCGCACUUUUUAAUUAUGAGCACUUUUUAAACCUUUCCCUUCUCUUUGAUAAAAUACGUUGUUUUCCUUGAUAGUAAUGUAUUGUGUGCUCGGUUUAAAUAACCACAUCUUCAAGUUCUGCUGGAAUGUUUAUGGGUGACAUGAAUUUGUAUGUGAUUUCUUUUUAAAACUUCCAAGUAAAAUGUUUAAUGGAAUAAUAUCUGUACUAAAGCAUUGCACUCCCUUUCUGUGAGUAAUUCCUCCAAGUAUUGUAAACAAAAUGAGAUAUAUUUGCAGGGUCUUAUUUAAUUAAAUUUGUAAUACUGUUGAAUUCUUUCUGCUUCUAAUUAAAUUUUCUUUCUGUGGGCUACUUACUUCAGACAGAUUCUGUUGAUUUCCCCAUUAUCCCUUGAUGUGGUAAAUCGGGUUUCCUGUUGAAUGAUUGUUCUGUAAAAUGUGACACAGAUUUAUUGUUUGUUUGGAAUAUAGUCUUGUGAGUCCCAGAGGCUGAAUAUCAAUUAUCAUAGUAGAAUAAAAUCAUUAUGGUAGUUUAUAUAUACAGCAGGGAGUUGUAACCUAUUCCUGCCAUUGAGGUGUGGGGGGUGGGCAGUAGAAAAGA
Messenger RNA from Eublepharis macularius, 3251 nucleotides. It is a transcript of the gene CFAP97, whose product is annotated as cilia and flagella associated protein 97. Gene Ontology annotation, biological process: spermatogenesis. Lineage: Eukaryota; Metazoa; Chordata; Lepidosauria; Squamata; Eublepharidae. Bases 179 to 1660 code for a protein of 493 amino acids. The transcript has 6 exons. The record is from RefSeq and is a predicted model, not a curated record.